AUGGUCAUCAUCUCGUCCCACCGGUACAAACACACAGCCAUAGACCCCCCAAACCCCACAAGCGCCCCUCAAGACCAACAGAUUAACCGCUCCACUCUGCUCUGUAUAAGGGGCCCCUUCGUGCGCAACAAGGGCGCGCGGCAAGCCCAGUCGAUGGAUGAGCAAUACGAGAUCGGUGCUAUGGUGUACGAAUGCAUCGCAGCGCUAAGCUUGAUGAUUAUGGUGCUAGCCUGCGUGCAGCACGGGGUCAGCCUGCCUCUUACGUUCUUCGUAGUUUUCAUGGCACCUACGAUAAGAGCCCAUCUUUGGAAACGUGCGGCGCGGGAUGUACAUCCGCAAGAAAAACUUCCGGUGCCUGAACGGCAGCUCAGCGAACAUAUAUCAGAAGGAAAUACAUCUACGAAAAGCACGUCUACUCAGGAUGGGCCGAUCCGGGACACUUUUCCCGUCCGAGAAGCACAAUUUUUGAAUAUAUCUUCGAACAGCGCCCAAGCGGAAAAUGAGUGCAAGGGUAAGAACAAGAAGCGCGUCACUUUCGCGGACGCCGUGACGGAUCUAGACCGUCUCCGGGAGCUCCGAAGAAACAGGCCCAGCUAUUAA
Daldinia vernicosa is the source of this 600-nucleotide messenger RNA. RefSeq lists its product as uncharacterized. The transcript is spliced from 4 exons. NCBI's taxonomy places the organism in Eukaryota, Fungi, Ascomycota, Sordariomycetes, Xylariales, Hypoxylaceae. Bases 1 to 600 code for a protein of 199 amino acids. The record is from RefSeq and is a predicted model, not a curated record.